GUGGGUUGCACUACCAUGAAGGUCUACGUGUACGGGCAGAUACACAAUCCAAGCCUUCGUGGGCAAGCAAUCGGCCACGCCAUCGCGGAACGUUCGUCAGACACGUGCCAGCCACGGCGUCUCAGCUUUCGACACGUCGUCUCCCACGUGAGACGUCGUCUCCUAUAUAAGGAUCUUUGCACCGCCUUUGGCAUCUCUUGGAGACCAAGAAACAUCUGGAAACCACGAAGGAAGAGAUCGCGGGCCCUAAACCAAGAGGAAGCUCAACGGAUGGGGGUGAUGACGAUGGUGGAGUCCGAUAGGAGGAGUAGAGCACGCAGAGGGAGGAAUGGUUCUAGUUCUGUGGCAGAAACCAUUGCUUGGUGGAGGGAGCGUAAUAGGCAGCUCAAAUGUUCCGCAGACACCGAAAAGCGAGUUCGGAGACCACCUGCCAAAGGAUCAAAGAAAGGUUGCAUGCGAGGCAAAGGAGGGCCAGAGAAUCCUCACUGCAGAUAUCGUGGUGUAAGACAGCGCACCUGGGGCAAGUGGGUCGCUGAGAUCCGAGAACCAAACCGAGGUAGCCGCCUUUGGUUGGGAACUUUCCCCACUGCCAUCCAAGCCGCUCUCGCCUAUGAUGACGCUGCGAGAGCCAUGUAUGGAACCAUGGCUCGUCUCAAUCUGCCUGCUAUGAUGAGGGGGUCGUGUGGGUCGACUUCGACCUCGUAUAACUCAGAAGAUGUCGAUGCCUCCGUAUCGUGUGACUUUGGCAUCAAAACUCCAAGGGUUGAUGCUGGCUCUGAAACUGUGGAUGCACCUCGUACCUGGGCGGACAACAUCAAGCAUCCGAAGAUUGAACUGAAAGAAGAUGUGGCAUCUGAUAUGUGGCCAUCUUCAGCAGCUGAUGCUCCAGAGACUCAGUCGACUGAGGCGAGUGUGGAUCUUCUUCUUUGUCAAUCACCACGGGAGGAUGAAUUCUCCGUGGAAGAGAUGCUGAGAAUGAUGGGGACGGAUACAGACAAUGGUGCUCCCGAUCAGUUUGGUGCUGUUGCGGUGGACACAGGCUGGCAAUGCAUGAUUCCUGCAGACGUUGGGCUGGACUUGCAGAGUCCGGAUGGUACGGUGUUAGGGCCAUUAUGGGGCACGGAGCAAAAUCCUCCUUUGGAAUUCGAUUGUUGUGAUAGUCUCCAAAGGCCGUUGGGUGAUGAUUGGGAGUAUGGGCCUGGAGAAUUUGGAAUGCUCGACGCUGACAUCCUUUCGAGCCCCAUAAAUUGAUAUUUCAGUCAAAAGAUCGAUGGUUCUCGUCGUCGUUUGUUUGUUUUUUUCUUUUCUUUUCUUUUGAUGUCCAUGUAAUCUUCUUUCGUUUGUGUGUAAUGAUGUUUGUUUGUUUGUGUUUUUUUCUUUUGUAAUACAUGGUAUGAAAGUAAAGAAAGCCUUCUGUUUCGAUGA
This is a messenger RNA of Musa acuminata AAA Group (dessert banana), 1425 nucleotides long. Its product is annotated as dehydration-responsive element-binding protein 2B-like. NCBI's taxonomy places the organism in Eukaryota, Viridiplantae, Streptophyta, Magnoliopsida, Zingiberales, Musaceae. The transcript has 2 exons. Gene Ontology annotation, molecular function: DNA-binding transcription factor activity; transcription cis-regulatory region binding. The coding region runs from base 16 to 1251 and encodes 411 amino acids. Gene Ontology annotation, cellular component: nucleus. The record is from RefSeq and is a predicted model, not a curated record. Gene Ontology annotation, biological process: positive regulation of DNA-templated transcription; response to stress.